This is a messenger RNA of Amoebophrya sp. A25, 2106 nucleotides long. Lineage: Eukaryota; Dinophyceae; Syndiniales; Amoebophryaceae. The record is from the annotation of a GenBank genome assembly.
GUCAUCUCAUAGCCUAAAUUGAAUUCGUCAUGAAAUCGAAUAUGAAAUAAAUUGUUUGUCUUUCUUCGAAACAUUUUUUAGCGUGCUGUGUAAGUUCUGAUGACCUAACCCCUGAAGCUGUAUUUGUUACCUACUAUGUCGAAGCAAUUAUAACUAAAAGCCGUAGAGACCAGGACCAGCACUUGCUUCGCUGUCGUCUUUUCGUUCUCACCAUUCUUGCGAAGAGCAUACCUCCGAGCACGUCACUCCAGCUUCAGCACUACGAAGAUCCUUGUGUGACAGCAAACGCAGAUACCUCCUAUCCCGGAGCGAGUAUCAGUUAUUUUCCUUUUUCUUUCAUCCUUUUUCUCCUCUCUCGGUGUCACUGGAAGAUGCGUGCAACGCGGCAGAACGCCAUUCGUCCCGUGCGGUUGCUCGUGGCGGCUUUGGUGAGCUCGCAGUCUGGGGUUGUAGCAAAGAUACAGCCGCAAGACAUAAAAGCGGUUUCGUGUGCAGUUUGCGAGCUGGCUGUGGAAAAGGCCAUCGGCGCUGGACUUGACGAAGACAACGUGGAAGACCUAUGCGAACCAAAAAAUAAGCUCGGGAGGUAGUCGGAGAUCACGAUAGGCAUAUUAGACUUUGUAGUUAAUUUUUGGAUACUACUCGAAGUCCAGUAAUAAAUGAUGAAUGUGAAGCGGUGAGGACUUGUUCACCAAAUAGUAUCACCAUUUUGUUAGGUUACGGGAAUAAGCAGUAAGAGUAUCGGUGACGUUGUGAAAGAAAAAGGUCGUCUGAAAAGUUUAUUAAAUACAAACUUUUCCUUGUGUAUUUAAAAAGCAAAAUACGGUAUCCGGAGGUCCAUGGGAGUUCAUUUACUUGCAGGUGGCUCGCCCAGUUGGAUUUGGUUGACGAAAGCGACGGACGGAUUACGGUUCAAGAUAUGGGGACAGCGGGACAGUGUAGGAAGGAGUGCAGUACAGCGAGCAGAGCGUGCCGAAAUUGGGCAUUGGAAGAUACGGGUACAACAAACAUUUUCUAUUUGUGUCUACUGUACCUAUCUCAACAAAGUCAUCAAUGCAUGUGAUUACGAAGGAUCCCUAAGACAAUCUAAGCAGCCAAAUCUCACCAAUUUCUCAAAAAACAGACGCGUUGCUUGCGAUGUUGCGCAAGGGAUCUUCAGCUGGUCGCAUCAAGGGAAAGCUGUGCAAGAAGAGCUGCAAACAGUACCGCAACUUAGUGGCAAACCGCCCUCAAGACGAGGAAUUUAAGGAAGUCGACGCUAAGAUUGCCGAGAUGGAGGACAUGAUGAAGGACAUGAAGGAAAAGACUGGCAUGGGCAUGAAAAUGUACUCUCGUGAAGAUUUCGCCUCGAUGUCAGAUGGCGACAUGGAAGCUAUGGCGGCGAGGGAACAACUCGCGCAGGAACGCAUGGAGUCGCGCUACAUGAAUGGAGAUAUGCCAGAGGUGCCGCCGAGUCCGGAUCUUUAACUGCGCGCAUCUAAGUAACAAGGCGAUACGUGACUAAACACAUCUGCUCUGCUUUGUCAUCUCGAAUCUACUUGGCAAGAACGACCAGCGGUUCUGAGGUUGUAGUGCAACGAAUCAUCCCGCUGAACGACCGCGAAGUUAGAAGUAAAUGAUUGCUGAUGUGGGAAGAUAAAAGCAACAAUCGUGGAUGAGGAAUCGCCUGCACAACGGCUGCGUCAUCGCAUAAAAAGAAAAAAAGAACGAAACUCAACUUUCACUAAAUUUCUAAGAAACUUAAAGAAAUUUUCUAUAGCAAUAAAUGGUGAUGGUGAAUAAUAUAUACAUUUUGUUUACUAACAGGGAAAACAGUGGAAAUGUAACGAAUGAACAAAAUGCGAUUGUGACACAGCGCAACUGAUGUCCUCGGUGAUCCCAGUUUUUAUCUCAUAUCAUAACGAAGGAGCACUAACACCAAAAGUGUUGCAUCUCUGCGUUCCAUCCUCCUGACUCGGGAAGCUUCCCUAAAUUUGAUGCAUGUACUACUUGUUUCUUCAACACAUGUGAGUUUGAUCAAGCCGCUGCACCGCCUCGCCGAUGAUGCCCUUGGUUAUGGUUCUCCUAGGCGGUCGAUGAACAACGCUCUUUGUCUUAGCUCCUGGG